This is a messenger RNA of Histoplasma mississippiense, 1536 nucleotides long. RefSeq lists its product as hypothetical. The record is from RefSeq and is a predicted model, not a curated record. Gene Ontology annotation, cellular component: centrosome; cytoplasmic dynein complex. Gene Ontology annotation, biological process: microtubule-based movement; microtubule cytoskeleton organization. Lineage: Eukaryota; Fungi; Ascomycota; Eurotiomycetes; Onygenales; Ajellomycetaceae. The transcript is spliced from 6 exons. Gene Ontology annotation, molecular function: dynein heavy chain binding. The coding region runs from base 1 to 1536 and encodes 511 amino acids.
AUGGUCCUCUAUGCUGGAUGGAGUAGCAAGCGGGAAACGAUUACCGGAAAAGAAUUUACUAGUUUUGGCCAGAGAGAGUUUCUUGAGACAUUAUCAUCAGACGAGUCAGACCCACGGGUGCACUCUGGGCGACGAAAAGGAAGAGUGCCUCCCAUUGCGAAUCAGUUCGCGCUCGGGUAUACUUAUCACGAUGUGUUGGAUGCUGACCAGGAGGAUAUUCUUGCCCGAGUUUCAAUCUAUCUACUCUCCGAACCGUCGUCGUCCUUCGCACCACUUCUCAAGCCGCUCCUCACCCCGAAAACCGUACCGGAGACGCUGAUAGUGAUAUUACUGGACUGGGAAAAUCCUUGGACGUGGGUUCGACAGCUGCAAGAAUGGAUUCGUCUUCUACGUUCUGUCCUGAUCUCUCUUGAUGAUGAAACUAAAGUAGUAAUGGAAGAAGUUAUGACUGAAUGGCGAGACCACAAAAGAGGCGGCGAUCCAGCAUCUUCAGCAGGCGGGGGAAUGACAACCUCUGGUGGACCAGUUACAAUCCCCCUAGGUCCAGGAGAAUGGGAUGAAGGCUUAGGGAUUCCUAUGUGUGUCGUUUGUCAAGGCGCGGAUAAAAUUGAAAAGUUGGAGAAAGAGCAUGGCUGGCAUGAGGAGGAGUUUGACUUUAUUCUACAGUUCAUGAGAACGAUUCUGCUGAAACAUGGGGCCUCGCUCAUAUAUACAACACCAUUCCUUGCCAACUCGUUACAGAGUUUAAUCCACUCCUCGCUUGGAAUCCAUUCGUUACUCAAGAGACAAUCUCUGAAGCACAACGUCAUAGAUAGAGAUAAGAUACUAAUCCCAUCAAACUGGGAUUCAUGGGGAAAAAUCCGAAUAAUUAGAGAAGGAUUUGAUAUAGAAGGAGUUGGGACAGGCUGGUCCAUUGAGAUUCAAGACAAACCUAAACAAUUUCGCGGAGUAUCUGAGACUGAUGGUGAUAAUCAAGAUGAAGAAAACACCAAGAACAAUUCUGGGGAAUUGGGUAUGGAAGACGGCAGCAGCGCCACUCUCAUCUAUGAACAAACCAUCCGAGAUCCCAAGCUGAGUUUAUCCAUUGCCCGAAGUACGCAGCCCGGAUGGGACAGGGCGAUCGAAGUAGAAACGCGGGAUAUGCAAUCAUUUUUAUCCGACCAACUCCAGGUCCUUGAACAGCUCAAAGCUGAAGACGAGCAGCGAGACAAGCAGUUGCGCAAGGGAGGCUCGCUUAAGGAUCAGGACAAUAGCAUCCCUAUGGACGAGCCAUCUCGUGUGAGUGAGCAUAUUGGACCCGUACAGUUUAACAUGGGAGGCAUUCAAGUGGACGCGGAUGAUAUGUUGAGAAAGUUGAAGGAACGGGAAGCGAAUCGAACUCCAGUCCGCAAAGAUCCCUUACCCCAAACACCCACUACAUCCCCCGGAAGCGGGACCGGCGAUGACAAGAUGCAAAACCAAGCCCUUGCGAGCUUCUUUGCGGGUCUUGUUAACAAGAAGACGACUGGGAGCCCGCGUCCCGGCCCGAGUUCUUGA